Procambarus clarkii (red swamp crayfish) is the source of this 746-nucleotide messenger RNA. Its product is annotated as mitochondrial ribosomal protein S28. The record is from RefSeq and is a predicted model, not a curated record. NCBI's taxonomy places the organism in Eukaryota, Metazoa, Arthropoda, Malacostraca, Decapoda, Cambaridae. Gene Ontology annotation, cellular component: mitochondrial small ribosomal subunit.
AUGGCGGCCUCCAUUAGACGGAGUGGUGUUUUCCUGACAACCCGAGUCUGUACUCCCUUUAUCGGCAGAUAUUGUUCAUCGGUUCCUACUGGAGAGUCUGGUCAAAGUACCAGCGAUAUAUCAAAAGAUAAUGUAAAGAUUGAAUCUGGCGGGUUUGCGAAAGCUUUUGCAAAAUAUACUCAGGACACUAGACCUUCCGAGGAUGAGAGAGAUGUUCAACCUCCCAAGUCAUUUGUCACCCUUCUGAGGUAUUCUAAACUCAUGCAGUUGGGCGAUCCUCAAGGCAAAGUGGUCGAGGGCACCAUCUUCCAUGUAGUUGGAGAUGACCUUUAUAUUGACUUUGGGAGCAAGUUUUACUGUGUUUGCUUGAGACCGCAACGAAACCCAGCGAGUUUUGUGAGAGGAGCCAGAGUUCGUCUUCGACUACAGGAACUUGAACUUUCUACACGAUUUCUGGGGUCGUCUACAGAUAUGACAAUACUAGAAGCAGACGCAUCACUCCUGGGUUUAAUUCGCACAAGAAAAUUAGAAACAGUCAACCAGUAGUAUAUUUUGUGUAUUAGAUAAGUGCAGUCAUGACUUAGCAUUGUUUGUAUAUAUGCAAAAAUACCAUGUUAAAAUUUGUAGUUAAAAAUUGUAGCAUAGGUAAUUCCUUUUUAUUUUUUCUUGUAAAGAUAUUGAAAUGUGUUAAUAAAUUAAAACUGCAAUUGUAUCUUCAUGUUUUCCUAUAAAUUUCUUGCAAAUUA